UGUUGGAGCGAGGGUCACGUCAUGGGGGAACUGUUCAGGAGCGAGGAGAUGACUCUGGCCCAGCUCUUCCUCCAGUCAGAGGCAGCCUACUGUUGCGUGAGUGAGCUGGGAGAACUGGGCAUGGUCCAGUUUAGAGACCUGAAUCCAGACGUAAAUGUGUUCCAGCGCAAGUUUGUGAAUGAAGUGAGGCGAUGUGAGGAGAUGGACAGGAAACUGAGGUUUGUGGAGAAGGAAAUCAAGAAAGCAAUUAUCCCAACUGUUGACACUGGAGAAAAUCCAGAAGUGCCUUUUCCCAGAGACAUGAUUGAUCUGGAGGCCACCUUUGAAAAACUGGAGAACGAACUAAAGGAAAUCAACACCAAUCAGGAGGCCCUGAAGAAGAACUUCCUGGAGUUGACGGAGCUCAAACACAUCCUCCGACGCACACAGCAGUUCUUUGAUGAGAUGGAGGAUCCCAACCUGCUGGAGGAGUCCUCGGCCCUGAUGGAGGGCAGCGAGGGGGGCCGCGGGGCUCCACUCAGACUGGGGUUUGUGGCCGGAGUGAUCGGCAGGGAGAGGAUCCCGACCUUCGAGAGGAUGCUGUGGAGAGUGUGUCGUGGGAACGUCUUCCUAAGGAAGGCAGAGAUUGAGGACCCUCUGGAAGACCCCGCCACGGGAGACCAAGUCCACAAAUCAGUGUUCAUCAUCUUCUUCCAAGGCGACCAGCUGAAGAACAGGGUGAAGAAGAUCUGUGAGGGGUUCCGUGCCUCGCUAUACCCGUGUCCAGAGACCCCGCAAGAGAGGAAGGAGAUGCUGGCUGGAGUCAACAGCCGCAUUGAUGACCUCCAGAUGGUGCUGAACCAAACAGAAGAUCACCGUCAGCGGGUGCUGCAGGCUGCCUCCAAGACCAUGCGGGUGUGGUUCAUCAAGGUGAGGAAGAUGAAGGCCAUCUACCACACACUCAACCUGUGCAACAUCGACGUCACCCAGAAGUGUCUGAUCGCUGAGGUGUGGUGCCCCGUCUCUGACCUGGACUCCAUCCAGUUUGCUCUGCGGAGAGGCACAGAGAGAAGCGGCUCCACGGUGCCGUCCAUUCUCAACAGGAUGCAGACCAAGCAAACCCCGCCCACUUUCAAUAAGACCAACAAGUUCACUUCAGGUUUCCAAAACAUCGUUGAUGCCUAUGGCAUUGGGAACUACCGAGAGAUCAAUCCAGCUCCAUACACCAUCAUUACUUUCCCCUUCCUGUUUGCGGUGAUGUUUGGUGACAUGGGCCACGGCGUGCUGAUGACCUGUAUUGCCCUCUACCUGGUCAUUCGAGAGAGUCGCCUCGUCGCGCAGAAGAGUGACAACGAGAUGUUCAACAUGGUGUUUGCUGGCCGCUACAUCAUCCUGCUGAUGGGGCUCUUUUCCAUGUACACCGGAAUCAUUUACAACGACUGCUUCUCUAAGUCUCUCAACAUGUUCGGCUCUGGGUGGAGCGUCAGGCCCAUGUUUGGUCCCAAAGGCGCUAACUGGACAUUUGAGACGCUUAAUGGAAAUGGAGUUCUCCAGUUAGACCCAGCUGUCCCUGGUGUAUUCAACGGGCCUUAUCCACUUGGAAUUGACCCGAUCUGGAAUGUUGCCACCAACAAGCUGACUUUUCUCAACUCAUUUAAGAUGAAGAUGUCUGUGAUCCUGGGUGUCAUUCACAUGCUGUUUGGAGUGUCUCUCAGUCUCUUCAACCACCUGUACUUCAAGAAGCCGCUGAACAUCUUCCUGGGCUUCAUCCCUGAGAUCGUGUUCAUGGCGAGCCUGUUUGGCUACCUUGCCCUGCUGGUCUUCUACAAGUGGACCGCCUAUGACGUCUUUACCUCAAAAGAUGCACCCAGCCUGCUCAUCCACUUCAUCAACAUGUGUCUCUUCAACUACAGCGACCCCACCAGCAAGCCUCUCUACAGGGGACAGAUGGGGAUCCAGAUUUUGUUGGUGCUGAUUGCCCUUGCAUGUGUACCCUGUAUGCUGAUUGUGAAAACUAUGGUGCUUCGGCGUCAGCACCUGUGGAAAAUGCACCUGGGCACACAGAAGUUCGGAGGGGUGCGUGUGGGCAACGGGCCCACAGAGGAUGAGGCUGGUAUCAUGGACCAUGACCACCUCUCCCAGCACUCAGAGGAAGGAGAAGAGCACACAGAUGAAGAGCCGUUUGACUUUGGUGACGUAGCUGUGCACCAGGCCAUCCACACCAUAGAGUAUUGUCUCGGAUGCAUCUCCAACACAGCCUCCUACCUGCGCCUCUGGGCCCUCAGCCUUGCUCAUGCACAGCUGUCGGAGGUCCUCUGGACCAUGGUGAUGCACCUGGGUCUGUCCUCCCGGAGCGGCGGUGGGUUCUUCGCGCUGUCAAUCAUCUUCUCAGCCUUUGCCACCCUCACGGUUGCCAUCCUGCUCGUCAUGGAGGGGCUGUCCGCCUUCCUGCAUGCCCUGCGUCUGCACUGGGUGGAGUUCCAGAACAAGUUCUACUGUGGCCAGGGCUUCAAGUUUCUCCCCUUCUCAUUUGAGAGCAUCCUGGAGGGACGAUUCGACGAAUGAUCGGAGACCCCUUCCCUUCUCUCCUUUGUGUAUGUGUUGACACAUUUGUGUGCAUGAGCCCAAGUACAGCCUUCUGUCACCCUCUAGUGAUCCAUUUGUGAAAUUGUUAUUGUGUUUGAGCUAUAAUGUGAUCUUUAGAAAGGUUUCUUUCCAAUGCACACGUGCCAAGCUGUACCCACACUGGAGCUUCUAUUGCUGUGGCACAAAACCGUCACUGUGCUCACCUCUGCCGUCAUAACAUCUCUGUCAGCUUCCCUUCAAAGACAGCUUUCACCAAAUACAUUCGGCACGGCCUGUUUAUUGGUAGACCAAUCUGGUUUGAAUACAGAAGUAGAUAAACAGCUAUUACCAUGGUGGCACCUCACCUAUCAAUCCAGUUUAAAAAAAACAAAACGCUGAUACCGCAUAAUGUUGCAGUUUAACGGUCGAUUGCCAAUGCAGUGCCGGUAGAUUGCCUGCCGUUAAAAAACCCCCACUUGUUUUCUGACAGAUGGCUCGCCACGCAUGCACGGUCAAAAACUUUGUAGCGCUAAUUAGCAAUCCUUGCUGGACCAAGUAAAAAGCACACACACACUGAUUUAGCAUUUUAAUUAAUGUAAAUACCUCUCCAAGUCUUGCUAACACAAAAAGUAGCUUGCAAGCCUUAAAGGGUAUGCACCCCUAGUGCAGACAGUGUAGACAGCGUAACGUGGCUGUACAACGUGACAGCAAAGUUAUCUUGUGCAUAUGUACAGCUUGGAACAGAGGGAUUGGAAAAACCCUUGAAGAUUUAUUGUGCAAAUGAAAAUUACUGUAAAACCUGCUGUUGUCUUGCUCCUGUGUCAUCAGAGGAUCUUCACACAACCAUUGUUGAAGUCCCAGUGUUUUUAGAAGAACUACUCUCAAGUAACAAUACAUCCCAACAGUAUUCAAGGCCAUGUCCUCAGGUAAAAGCAUGAGAAGUCAGAUGGAAUGUAACUGAAAGGAACGUUUCUGCUGCUACAACUUUGGCAUGUCCAAAAAUCAGUCACUACAAUUAAGACCAGAGCUGGAUAAACUGGAAUAAUCCUAAUAUACUGCACAUGCAGCUCGUUGGUGCCCACUGUCUGUUGAUCUGUAACGUCCCUGUGCUCACUGAAUAGAUGUUGUAAACCAGGUGGA
Gasterosteus aculeatus aculeatus (three-spined stickleback) is the source of this 3684-nucleotide messenger RNA. Lineage: Eukaryota; Metazoa; Chordata; Actinopteri; Perciformes; Gasterosteidae. The record is from RefSeq and is a predicted model, not a curated record.